AAUAGUCAGGUGCUUUCGGAGUGCCUUCUGCUCCAUUGAAUCAGUACUGUGCAUACGGUUCAGCGUGAAUUCGCGUUGGUUUGACCCGGCCUCAACUCGACUUCCAGGAUGACGAGAGGCACGGGAAAGACGAGCAAUAUGGUCCGCGUAUCAUUCUUCGCACUGUCCCUCGUCUGUCAGCUAGUCUUCGCCUACGCUUGCACGCCCACUGUGAUCUGGUGCUCGCACGAUUCGUCUGACUAUGAUGCUACUUACAGAAAGGUACCGUCGAGUCCGCUGCAGAGGUUGACUCCUGACGAGUUCGAAAAGAUCCUGUUGCAGUUGAACGUUACCGAGCCAGCGAUUGUUGUUGAGGAGCUAUGUGUUGAGGAUCUGCGGAAUAGCAAGGUGCUGUCAAAUGCCACUAAUGGUUCCAAAAUAUUUUAUUUCGCGUGUGUCGUUUCAUCCGACGAGAUAAUCCAAAAGAUCUGUAAACAGAAAAAAAUGAUAGAGGAUAUUAAUGAUGAUCAUAAUCUCAACAUGAUCCUCAAGGACAUCGAUUCGAACGGAUGCAUAGUACUUACUGGAAAACAGUGCCGUUACAGCUACACUGAGCGAAUAAAGAGAGAAGUGCUUGCGGACAAUUCUACUUCAGAGUUCAAGAUAAAAACAGACGAUGUUCUAUUGUAUUCCGCUCAACCAUUGACACUCAAGAUAUCUGACAAGCCAGAAGUGCAGCUUGUUCAAUCUAAAGUCACCGGAAUGUCAUCUAAGAACAAUAAUAACACGAUGAUCUUGACUAUCAAGCUUGACGAUCAGACCAUCGGCAGUCUAACGCUUGAGUUUUCGUUCGAGAUCAAAAGAGGCUACUACACGUUGACCAAAGUGACCUACGAGACGAUCAAUGGAGUUAAUACUCUAUCCACCAAGCGAGACAUUUCUUUUCCGUUCGGUUUCUCUUAUCAUUGCUCACCGAAAACCACCUUCACGGACGGUACCACGUUCUUAAAUAUCAUGGAUAUGCAAGUACAGGUCGGUCACAAAGGUGCAACGUUCAGCGACGCGUACGACUGCGUCGGUUUUACCAGUAUACCAAUUUGGACGGGGAUAUUCGUGACGGUAAUACUGGGGUUGAUCAUGAUAUGGGCGCUCACCAUGAUCAUGGAUAUCCGCACGAUGGACAGAUUCGAUGAUCCUAAGGGGAAAACUAUCACGAUUUCCAGCGCGGAGUAGAAUAAUAAUAAUAAUGGAACUUA
Messenger RNA from Trachymyrmex cornetzi, 1235 nucleotides. RefSeq lists its product as uncharacterized. The coding region runs from base 109 to 1212 and encodes 367 amino acids. Lineage: Eukaryota; Metazoa; Arthropoda; Insecta; Hymenoptera; Formicidae. The transcript has 3 exons. Gene Ontology annotation, cellular component: proton-transporting V-type ATPase complex. The record is from RefSeq and is a predicted model, not a curated record. Gene Ontology annotation, molecular function: ATPase activator activity.